Pocillopora verrucosa is the source of this 474-nucleotide messenger RNA. Its product is annotated as U-scoloptoxin(01)-Tl1a. Lineage: Eukaryota; Metazoa; Cnidaria; Anthozoa; Scleractinia; Pocilloporidae. The record is from RefSeq and is a predicted model, not a curated record. Gene Ontology annotation, cellular component: extracellular region. Gene Ontology annotation, molecular function: chitin binding.
GGGAAUUGGGAAAAGGUAGUAAAUAGUAGUACCCAGAGUAACAUUCCUCACAACAAAGAUGAUUGUGAAGAGUCCGUGGAUACUGUGGGGAAACAUUUUACUGCUUCUUCUGCUAUGUUCGGGUGUAUUGUCAAGAGUGUUGGAGAAAAGAGCUUCAGAUUUUUGUCAAAGCCAUGCAGCUGGGGUGCACGCUGAUCCUAAUAACUGCUUUGGUUUCAUAAUGUGUGACAUGGCUGGUACCACACAUGAAAUGUCAUGUCCUGCGGGACUUAAGUUCAAUCCUGCUAUACUUGUCUGUGAUUGGCCGAACAAUGUCGAGUGCGAGGAUGCUGGAAGUGGAGAGCCUGCAGGCUAGAGAAACCGAGUAGGAUCCGGUCCCCCUCAUCAUUGACCAAUGAAGACGUAAUAUUUCAAUACUUAGAUUACGUGUAAUAGAAACAUUAUAUCCCCAAAUAAAACAUUGUGACAAUAUGA